AACAGCCAAGACCAACAGGUACAUGGAGCAUAGAGAAAAACAGGUAACAAGACAGCUAACGUUAGACCGCGAAUGUUUUGAUUUUGUAAUUUAAUAAAUGCUAAGGAAGGUAUGUACCAAUCAUUGGUUAUUAGGACUUACUAAAACCGUAAUUAAAGGAGCUAAAUUCACAAAAAUGCCAUUUUACGCUGUGGCAAAGGGCCGCACUGCAGGUAUUUAUAUGAAUUGGCCCGAUUGUGAGUCUCAAGUUAAGGGUUACCCUGGGGCAAGAUAUAAAAAAUUUGAUAACAUCGUUGCUGCUCAAGAUUUUAUAACAACAGAAGGAGGUAACAAAACUUCUCAAAAGACGAGACCUGUACCGAGCCGCUCCAGUUUCAAUAAUACGAGUACUACUCUAAAAAGAUCUUUUUCCACAUCAUCAAAUAGUCAAAAUAGUGGCAUACCAAAGAAAAAAACGAAAUCUAAGCGAAAAUCAUCUGAAAGUGAUAAUAGUGAAAGUUCAGAUGAUUCCGAUGGUCUGAAUACCAUUUUGAUUAAACAGAUGGAUGACAUUGAAAAGAGACUCAAAGGUUUUGAAAAAGGUGUCGAUAAGAUAAUUAAAAGCAGUAAAUCUAGUACAAAAACUAUUCUAAUUGAGCCUCAAGAAGUAAGGUCGAGUAAUUUAAGCAAAGAAAAUUUUGAAACAGAUGAUGAUGGUUAUGUGAAAGUUUAUACAGAUGGAGCCUGCUCAUCCAACGGUCGAAAUGGCGCAAAAGCAGGAUUGGGUGUUUACUGGGGCGACGGACAUCCAAUGAAUAUCAGUGAGCCAGUCUCAGGCCGUGCUACAAACAAUUGUGGGGAAAUUCAAGCUGCCAGUCGUGCUAUUGAGCAGGCAAUUAACAGUGGAGUUACAAAACUAGCCAUUAAUACUGAUUCGAAGUUUCUAAUAAAUUCUGUGACCAAAUGGAUGCCUGGUUGGAAACGAAAAGGUUGGAAACUUCAGUCAGGCGAGCCAGUGAAGAAUGAAAUAGAUUUUAAGGAACUUGAUAAUCUUCAAAAAAAAAUAAAUAUUAAGUGGAAUUAUGUAGAAGCUCACCGCGGCAUACACGGGAAUGAAAUGGCUGACCAGCUUGCUAAAGCAGGAGCUGCUAGGUACAGUAAAUAAUUUAAAAACAAUUUUUAGCCUGUAUUGUAAACAAAUGUUAGGACAUAAUAUGUAUUAAUUAAACUAUGUGAAGUCACAAGACAAAACAGUUUGGUCUUUUUUUGUAAUUAAUUUUGAUAAUUAAUAUUAUAGAUGAGGGGUCAAACUUAAUUUUCAGAGGGCCACAAAUUAAAUUUAGAAUGUGUAGGUGGACCAGAUUCAAAUAAAAAAAUGUAGUUUGCACAUUCUAAAAUUUCCUUAGAGGAAUCAAGUGGUCAUUAUUCUUUCUCUGACACAUUGCGAUCGCUGGCCAUAUUUUUAACAUCCCUGUUAUAGAGUUCUCGAUUUAUUAUCAUUAUUAUAAAUAGCUUUUGACUAGCUACUUGUCUGUACGUACAUGAUUUAAUAAUGAAAAAAAUAAUGAUUUUGUGUUUCCAUAAUUUUCUUUUUCUAAAUUAAUUUAUUUAAUACAGUUACCUCAAAACUCAAUAUUUACUAUAUAACAAUUCCUCCUUUUUCCAAUAAUCUUCUCUCCUUAACUUUUAUCUAAUUUUUAAAGCCUUGUUAAUCUCACCAUAUUUUAUACUUAUUUUUUCGUUAAUAUUCAUUAUAAUUGAAAUGUGUUUAGAACUGCAGGUCAGUUUUAAAAAUUCUAAAUAUUGGCAUGUUUAAGCUGUACAGCUCAAAACAACAGCAAUUGUAUAAUAUUUACCUACUUAUUAAAAGUUUUCUUAGUUUUCAGUAAUUACAAUUUAAUAAUUAUUCAAAUCAAUAAUUUGGAUUACCAAAUAUAAGCCAUAAUAAUAAUCAUGGACUAUCUAAAUAUCUUUUUUAUUGAUUUCUUAGAUUGAUUUUGUCACUAUUUUUAAGUGGAGUUUAUACAGUUUUUUUUUUUACUCAAUUAUUAUUAAAAAUAAUUAUGAACUAAACAUGUUCUGUGAUAAAUAUAAAAUUGUAAUAAUGAAGACUAUGAAUAAAAGUAUCACGACCA
This is a messenger RNA of Melitaea cinxia (Glanville fritillary), 2114 nucleotides long. It is a transcript of the gene rnh1, whose product is annotated as ribonuclease H1. The transcript has 2 exons. The coding region runs from base 98 to 1144 and encodes 348 amino acids. The record is from RefSeq and is a predicted model, not a curated record. NCBI's taxonomy places the organism in Eukaryota, Metazoa, Arthropoda, Insecta, Lepidoptera, Nymphalidae. Gene Ontology annotation, biological process: DNA replication, removal of RNA primer. Gene Ontology annotation, molecular function: magnesium ion binding; RNA-DNA hybrid ribonuclease activity; nucleic acid binding.